AUGGAAGAAUUUUCAGAACAUGUGCAGGUAGCUCUGAAGCAAUUAAUAGCUAAAAGAGAUAAUUAUUUAGGCACUUUAUAUAGAGUUGAAAUUAUUAGUACGGAUAACGAUAAUGGCACCAAGUUAAAUUUAAUUUGUAAAAUUCCAUCAUCUGAUUGGGGCUCCGAAGACAACUGGCAAAAAAUUCAUAUACCAUAUGAAAGGGAGGUGUAUGUUUAUAACGUGAUCUUAAAAAGUUUUGAAAAAUUACAAAAUGACAAAAACUUAAAUGAAAAUCAAAAGUUCGCUUCAUAUGCAUUGUGUCAUGUUGCCAGCGAUGUAAAUAAGAAAGAAUUUUUGAUUUUGGAAGAUUUGCACGCCAGAAAUUUUGUAAUGUUUGACAAAAGAAAAAAAAUGGAUUUUUCUCACAUAACGUUAGUUGCAAAAGGAUUAGCUAAAUAUCAUGCAUUAAGUUUUGUCAUGAGAGAUCAACAGCCUGAAAAAUUCCAUAAAAUACUCAAAUCGACUCAGCCAUCCCGUACUAAACCGAUUACAAUUCCAAAAUUCCUAAAUAAUGACAUGAUUAACAAUAUGUUCAUUUUUUUACAGGAUGGUAAACCCGUUGAAAUUUGCUUCAUCGAUUGGCAAAUAGCAAGAUUCGUAUCUCCUGUAUUGGAUUUAUUAUAUUUCUUCUACCUCAGUACAGAUGAGGACAUAUUUUCGAAAAAUUAUAUUAACUCUAGAGGAACUAGGGUCUGCUUGUAA
Molecule: messenger RNA, 744 nt
Organism: Ctenocephalides felis (cat flea)
Lineage: Eukaryota; Metazoa; Arthropoda; Insecta; Siphonaptera; Pulicidae
Exons: 4
Coding region: 1-744 (247 amino acids)
Source: RefSeq, a predicted model, not a curated record